AUGUCAAGACGAUCCCGCCUCCCAUCAUCAUUGUAUGCCCCACAAGAAGAGGACUUGGGAUGGUCUUCUUAUACUCCCCGCGACCCGACUGCAGCCGCUCAGCGGGCGCAAAAGUCACAGCCCUCCCGGAGCAACCUCCCUAGACCUGUCUCCAGCAGUAUCCCCCGACCGGCUGCGACAAUAUCUCGACCCGAUCCGAAGCGGCUUGAUAAAGACGAUGGUUCAUAUCCCGACUCGAGUCCAUGGCCUUGGCUUGACCCCGACGAGGAUGACAAUUUUCGACAAGUUGGAAAGAAGAGUAAACAGAAAAAGAAGGCCGGAGGAGGUGGUGGUGGCGGUGCACAGCAGCCCAAGCAGACAAAUAAUGAUGGUGGUGAAGGUUCGCAAAAGGAAGGCGCCGAUGAUGGUGACGACGGCAAAUCCAAUGGCGGCGAUGCCAGCAACGGUCCUGGAGGAGGUCCAGGCAAGUCCGGCAAUGAUGGAGACAAAGGCGACGGUGAUAAAAAGGACGACAAGCUCAAGAAAGAAGCCGUCGACGAUGAUGACAAAAAGAAUGAUGACGAAGAGAAGAAGGCAGAAAAUGCAAAUCAAUCGCCGCUCGACGAAGACUGGAAUCAAGCAACCAGCAAGAUAAGGCAAAAAGCAAAGCGAGGCGAUGUUAUUGGUUCUGUCACCGAAGAUAAGCCUACCCCGCGGUCAUUGGAUGACAAGGCGAAGAGUCAUGGCAACUCGGACAAAUCCAAUGGCCUUGAUGAGGUCAAACUCAACACUGCAACCUCAAUAAACGCCAAUCGCGUCUCUACAGACAACGCGUCCAUCGACAACCGGUCUUCAGGUAACAGCAGGAUUGAAGAGACCAAAUCUUCCGGGGAGCGAACGUUAUCAGAUAGCAAACCUGCCGGAUUUCCCUGGAGCGCUCUUUGGGGCGGCGGUCUCAAAUGGGGAGCGAGCAGCCACAAGGAGCAGCCGAAGACGCAGGUGAAGCAUGAAGACGAGCUUGAAAGCAACCCGUGGUCAAAGUCCAAGAACACCAAAACCUUCCCAGGCUCUUUUGAUGCCGCUGAAGAGACAAAGGAGGAACCUGCUGUAACUGAGCCAAAGUCGGAGAAAAAACGCGACCUGGACGAAAAGGGACAAGAUCGUGAUGAGAAAGCGCGCCGUCAAAAGGACACCAAGGACGACAAGGACGACAAGCAAAACGGCAUUAAUGAAAAGUACUCGGCAAACGAGAAGAAACAAGACAAGGACGAUGAGAAGUACCGGGUCGACAACAUGUAUGCCAAGGGGGUAAAGAAGGAUGAGCGCAAAGAUGAUCACGAUGACGGCUUCGUGGUUUCCACCAAGAAAAGCAAAAAGUCAAAGAACAACACUAGCGCAUGGGAUGUGGAACCAGAUGCAUGGCAAGAGCCAGGAGUGGAACCGAAAAUAGAGCCAAAGCCGGAGCUAACAAAAACCACUGAGCUCGAGCCUGAGGAUGACUUUUUCGAAAGCUUUCCUGCUGUGAAGAAGAAUGAGAAAAGCUCGACUCGGUUGGGACAAUCAUCCUCAAGGCUCGCACCAUUCGCACCCACGCUCAAGAAAGCGAAUCCAGAUCCCUGGGAAGUCUUCGGCGCCAAGAAGAAUAAGGCGAGGGUCGGCGCCGCCGAAGAGCCUAUGGUUAGGACACGGAAGGCCGAUCCGGAACUGUUACCGGCAACACGAUCAUCUCCCAUUCCCGAACCCGAACCUGAGAUUGAGCCAGAAGACGAUGAAAAGCUGGAGCCAAUCUUGCCCUACAAACCGCCAACGAAAAAGGCUUGGUGGGACGAGCCCCCAGCUCCACCGAGCCCCGUGAAGAACAAAAAGAAGAAAGGUAAGUACGAUGUUGCUGACGAACCUCCCAGGGACCCAGAUCCGGAACCGAAGCCCAUAGAAGAGUCCAAAGUUGAGACCGAUUUGCCAGUGGAGGAGGACGAUUUCUGGGGCAACUACAGUAAGACGGUCAAGAAGGACAAGAGGAAGAGCAAGAGAGCUGGACUUUCAGAAGAACCGGCACCGCCGCCACCACCACCGCCGCCACCACCACCGCCGCCGCCUCCUCCGGUAGAACCAGCCGAGACUUUUCCGUGGGAUGAUGUCCCGAUCAAGAAGACCAAGAAGGGGAGAAGGGGACAGACGGAGCCUGAACCACCACCGCCACCGCCAGUCGAACUUGAACCGGUAGCUGAACCGGACCCGGAGCCCGAGCCAGUUUCUGGGCCGCCCCAAUUCCCUGAAUCAGAUGAGGAGGACGAGCACCCCGGCGGCUGGUUUUCCUCUUUUCUUCACAAGACGGAUAAGAAGAAGAUCAGGCAAACAUCUCCCAUGCCUCCACCUCUUGAAGAGCCAGAACCGGAGCCUGAGCCGGUCCAACCAGAACCAGAGCCGGAACCGGAGAAGGAAGAGGACGACCCUUGGGAUUAUCCCAUCUCAAAAAAGGACAAGAGAAAGAAGAAGGGAAAAACCAGUGAGCCCGAACCACCACCGCCACCACCGCCUCCUGAACCCCCAAAGAGAUCCAAAUCAUCAAAGUACGACAAGGAGGAUGAAUACGACUUCUGGAGUGGUUCAACAUCGAAGAAGAACAAGAGGGACAAGAAGGGGCACGCCGAACGUGUGUCAUCUCCUGAGCCGUAUGUCCCUGAGCCAGUGGAAGAGGUCAUCUCUGAGCUGGAGGACCCAGAGCCCGAGUUUGAUGCGGAACCCGAGCCGGAAGCACAACCUGAACCCGCUGCUGUGUCGGAUCGCGAAGACAGACUAUCAGACGACGGAUGGGGCUACUCCAAGAGAGACAAGGACAAGAAGAAGAAGAAGGGCAUUGAACCUGAAGUCAAGUCAAAAAAGGAGUCCAGGUCAAGUCGAAAAACCGAGCCAGAACCCGAGCCCGACUCAAAACGGAAGAAAGCGAAAGACAGCAUCUGGAGCUUGCCUAGUGACCCAAAGAAGGACAAAAAGAAGAGGAGAGGUGAUUUGGAUGAGGACAGCAAGCCGCUGGCUUCACCUGCACCAGACCCGCCUGAUGUCUGGGAUGACGACUAUCAGGACAAGAAGAAGAAAAGCGCCAUCUCGGACGAAUGGGCAAAUUACUCGAACAAGGAUAAGAAGAAGGGCAAAAACGCCAUGGAUGUCCUCAUGGGGCUAAACAAAUCGGGCGAUCCACUAGCUGACUCAGCUCGGCAAUCACCGCCAAGCCCUCCUCACCGUACCGGUGGCUUCUUCGGAUCUUGGGAAACCGACAGUGACCGUGACGACAACCGUAGACACAGAAAGCGGUCCAAAGACAGUUCACAAAAGCCAUACAGCAUCGAGGAGCCUACUUUAGACGACGUCUGGGGCGCUACCAUGCCCGGCAAGCGCAAGAAGAAGGCUAAUGCCGGCACCGACAACGAACCGGUGGAGAUAGUGGAGGACCUUACCCCGGACCCCAUCCAGCCGGACUCUGUGGAGGAGACCAGGGACGACAGAUACAACCAGGAAGACAGCAAACCCGAAAGCAACAGCUAUGGCAGCAGUUUCUGGGGCUGGGGCGGCUUCGCCAAGAGCAGCAGCAAAUCAUCCAACAAGGAGUCAUCGCUUCAUGAUGAGCCAGCACCACCUCCGCCGCCACCUCCAGCGCCAACUCCUCCAUUAGACGAACCGGAGCUCGACAUCUGGGCCGAUGACGAUGACGAACCUCAGCCGGUUGUCAAGGCUGAGAAAGAGGACAAGAAAAAGUCCAAGGACAAGAAGUCUAAGGACAAGGAGCCCAAACUUAGCGAGAAGGAGCUGAAGAAGCUAGAGAAGGAGAAGAAGAAGGCCGAGAAAGAGGAAGCGAGGCGCAGACUCAAGGAAGCCAAGGAGUUGGAGGAAGAACUGAAACGCAAUGCUCGAGAAGCAAAGGAGUUGGAUGAGGCCUUGAGGCGGAAGGCUGAGAGGGAGAGGGAGUUGGAGGAGCAAGCUCAGCGUGAGGCUGAAGAGCAAGCAGCCCGUGAGGAAGAGGAGCAAAGACUGCGAGAGGAAGAAGAGCAGAGGCAACGAGAGGAAGAAGAGCGUCGACUUCAAGAAGAGGAGGAGUGUCGACAACGGGAGGCCGAAGAGCAAGCUCGGAUCGCUGAAGAAGAGGCUCGCAUUGCUGCCGAGGAGCAAGCCCGCAGAGAGGAGGAAAAGAAAGUUGCAAAAGAGAAGGAAAAGCUCGAUGAAGAAGCAGCGGAGCUCGAAACACUUAGGCUCAAGAAGGAGAAAACGCCUCGGAGAUUCACGACAAGAGAGCAGCGCCGGCUCGACAUCCUCGCUAGCAAAUUCGAGGAGAUAGCGCGCAAGCGACAAGAAGAGGAAGAGGAGCGGCAGCGAGCAGAAGAAGAAGCAGCCCGUAUCGCCGAAGAGGAGGCUCGCAUUGCUGCUGAAGAACAAGCUCGGAAAGACGAAGAAGAGAGGAUUGCCAGAGAAAUAGCAGAACUUGAAGAGGAGGAGGCUGAGCUUCAGGCACUCCGGUUCAAGAAGGCAAACUCGCCGAGAAGGUUUACAACAAAGGACCAACAGAGGCUUCAGCAGAUCAUCAAGCAACGCAGAGAGAGGAAACGCCUGAAGCAAGAGGAAGAGGAACGCAAGCAACGAGAGGAGGAAGAGGAGAGGCAACGGCAGGCUGACGAAGAAGCCCGUCUUGCUGCCGAGGAACAGGCGCGGAAGGAUGAGGAGGCCAGGCUUGCUGAAGAAGCGAGGAUCGCAGAGGAGGAAGCUAGGAUUGCGAAGGAGGAAGCACAACUUGCGAAGGAUGAGGCCGAACUUGAAACCCUCACAAACAAGAAAGCAAAAACGCCUCGCCGGUUUACCCUCAUGGACGGACGGAGGCUCGAUGUCGUUACUAAGGAUGUCAACCGGCGACGGGAGGAGAAGGCUGCUCGAGAGGCUGCGAAGAAGGCUGCGGAGGAGGUUCCGCCAGAGGCUGCAGACCAGCCCGGAGACGAAUGGCAAGACGCGGAUGAAGGUCAAGGUGCAAACAACGACGAAGACCCCGAGGCAGCUGCUCUCAGGGAAGCAACAGAGAGGGCAAUCCGCCAAGCCGAGGAGGAGGCCGAAGCCAAACAGGCAAGGAAAGCGAGCAGAACCAAGGGCAAAUCCAAGGCUGAUCCACUCGACGACAUCCAGCUCACUCCCGAGCAGGUUGACGAAUUGCUUGGAGAGUCUUCGAAACGGGACAAAAGUGUUGACAGCCAACCUAAGGAGGAUAAGCCUGAUAACAACAACCACAACAAUGCCGCGCCUGGCGGGUUCAGCCUCUGGGGAGCUGCCAAAAGGGGCAUCUUUGGCUUUGGAGGAGGCGGCGGAUGGGAAGACCACAAUGAGCAGCCUGCUCCGGAACCUGAGCCGUCAGCCGAAGAUGAUAAGGCAGCUGAGUCAUCCAGAAUGGUAGAGGCAGCCAUGGCUGCUGGUGGUGUGAUUGGAGGCGUUCCUCCUGGGCUAUGGGAUGCAACCCCCAAGGCCGUCUCACCGUCGCCUGAACCAACUGCUGAGCCAGUGGUCUACCCCGCCAAGCCCACCAAGUCCAAGAAGGCUGCGGGGAGCAAGAGCAAGAGCAAGAUUGCCGACCGCCUGCGCGUCUUCGAGUCACUUGACGCCGGGGCCGACACACCUGCUGAUGCUGAUGGUGGCCCACCAGCCGCACCGUCGACGCCACCACCACACUUUGGUCGUCCCCCUCCCCCGCCCGCGCCAUAUAUGGUGCGCUCGCCACCGUCACCUGCCAUCUCACCCGUUGUCGCAGUUGCCGUAUCUCCGCCAGCGCAGAGGGAGGAACGACGCAAGUCAUCAAGAAAGAGCAGAGACAAGGACAAUCACGACUAUUACUUAUCGGUCCCUCCACCAUCGCCGCCGCCUGUUGCGCCGUCGGGCGCACCACCUGGGGGUUUCCCCGGCGGAUUUCCGACCGACAACGAUUACCGACCCAGUCGCGACAUGCAUGGUGAUCACCAUGAUAACGACCCCGAUAACCACCGAGAACCUGAACUUGUCGAUUCUGCAGCCGAACGCGCAGCCGAACGAAGAGCAAAGAGACGAUCGAAAAGAAUCUCGCCGGAAGGUGUCGAGUUCGACUUGCCGCCUGCGCCGCCCUCACCCCCACCUCUCGCGCCCGAUGCGCCAAUUGACGACGAAAUGGCAGAGUCAAAAUCGCCUCGAAAGGAGAGGCCCAAGAUAAAUCGCCAAGGCACAGCUUGGGGUAUGGAUGGAAAGAAGCCAUCAUCGAGGCCCAAGGUCGAGCGAGAGCCAAGCGCAAAGAGGAAGACUGCGCACAUCGAGACGCCCGAAAAGCCACCACGGUCCAGAGAUAAGGAAGCGCCAGCACCGACGGCGCCAGCUCCGAUGCAAGCGCGCUUCGCUAGCGUGUUCACCAGCACCCCUCCAUUGUCGCGAUCCAUGUCCCAGCGCGAGAAACGCCUUGGUCCCAACGGCAAGCCCAUCGCACGCAGAUAUUCGGAUAGCACAAAUGCCGUCGCAACCCCUCCUGCCCCUGCUCCUCCGCCAGAUGAUAUCUCAUCGAAGGCGGCAAAGGUCUUAGGCGUCGGUGCCCGCGGUCUCGGAGUUGGCCUUGGCCUUGCGAAUGGAAUCCUUCCCAAUGGCUUUGGGCGAGGGGCUCCUGCUGCACCUGCGCGCAACAAGCAGGACUUGAACGACAACACGCCUGUGUCAGGUGCUAUCGAUCCCGAUUUCAGCCCGACCAAGUCGGAACGACGCAGGGCAAAGGUAUGCGACAGCCCAACAUUCGCCGCGUCGCAAUCGAAUCAGUCAGUUGCUAAUAACAAGUCACAACAGCAAUACAUGUCCGAAGACGACCACGUCAUGUUCGAGAUGCCCGAUGCUGCACCCCCCGCUCGUCCCCCGGUUCGCCGCGUCAGCACCAGCAACGCCAACAAGAAGCCGGGCUUUAGCCUCUUUGGCGUCUUUGGCUCGAAGCAACAGCAAGAACCGCCACCACGCCCCGAACCUCCUCGUCGAAGCCGAACAGUUCCCACAUAUCAGACUACAGAUGAUGAAGGUGGCCGACAGCCCGCAGCCGCAUUCGUCCCCGAGACCGACGCCGAUCGCGAAGCCCGCAGAGCCGCCCGUCGCGCACGCCGUGCAGAGAAAGAGGCAGCCGAGAGAGGCGCCGCCGUACAUUCUGCUGAAGAGGCUCGUCGCCAAAAGGAUGAAGCCCGUCGCGAACGGCGCAGAAAGCAGGAGGAAGAGGAAGAGGCUCGGAGGCUAGAAGAGAAGGAGGCCCGUCGUGCCGAACGAAGAGCCCGUAAGGCCAGAGAGGAAGAGGAUCGUCGUGCGAGAGAAGAGGAAGAACGCCGAGCUGAAGACCAAAGGGAAGCUGAGCGCGCCGAGCGGAGGAGGAUACGAGCCGAACGAGCUGCUGCCGAGGCCGACGCCGGACACCGUGACGUCAAUGGUGGUAGACAAGAUGAGCGACACCGGAGCAGUCGGCGCAUGCCUCCUGAGUCUGACCGUGAGCACGACCGCGACCGCGAAGAUGACGAGGAACGGCGAAGGAGGAGAGAGGCCCGCCGCGCUGCCAAGGCCGCUCAGCUUGCCGCUGAAGCUGCUGCCGAUGAGAUGGACAGGGCCAGGAGGGAGCGAAGGCCGAGGGAAAAGAGCACUGCCAGACCCGAACCGAGAGAUGCGCCGCCAGAUGAAUACGUCUAUCCAACAUCAAGGCAGCAAUCCAAGGCUCGAAAACAUGGGCAAGGACAACAUGAUGGAUGGCCACACUCGGGAACCACGUCCUGGGUCAAGGACCAUGCUGACGCUCCUGCUCCUCCAUCGCCGCCCAGACCUCCAGGUACCUUUGUCGACGACCAUGCCAACGGGCACGCCAAUGGCGGUGCACCACCACCGCCUCCUCCUGUUAUGCGUCACGAGCUAGAUGAGGAAGAGGCUGCUCGGCACGCAAGGAGGGAGAGGAGAGCUCGCAGGGAGCAGAAGUAUCAUGCCGCUCAAGCGGCCGCUGAGGAAGCCGAGCGCGAGCGAGAGCGCGAGAGGGAAAGGGAGGGGGCAUAUGUUAGUGCGCAUGAUGAUGAGAGGAGACGGAGGAGGAGAAGACGCGGAGAUGAAGAACGACCUGAGCGUGCCGAGCGCGAGCGCGAGCGCGAGCGUGACCAUCCUCGUGAGCAAGACCACAGAGAUCGCGACCCCAGAGACCGUCCCGAACGCAGUCAACGCGAACAAGACCAACGCGAGUACUACAGCGCCCGCGACGACAGGGAACAGCUUCCCCGGCCUCGGGAGCGGAAGCGUGGAGAACGGGCGGCCGAUUACGAUGACCGUGACCCCCGGGAUCCUCGCGAAUACCGCGAUUCUCGCGCGGAGAGGGGAGAAAGAGGAGACCACGGCGGGGACCGGACUGGAUCCGGCUCCGGCAGUGAUGGGAGGGAGAACAGGAAGAGUGGUGGUGGUGCUGGGUUUGGGGACCAGAGUACCACGCCGAGGAGUAGUUGGUGGAAGAAGAUUGCUAGGUUUGGCUAG
Molecule: messenger RNA, 8496 nt
Organism: Neurospora tetraspora
Lineage: Eukaryota; Fungi; Ascomycota; Sordariomycetes; Sordariales; Sordariaceae
Exons: 2
Coding region: 1-8496 (2831 amino acids)
Source: RefSeq, a predicted model, not a curated record